Lactuca saligna is the source of this 600-nucleotide messenger RNA. Lineage: Eukaryota; Viridiplantae; Streptophyta; Magnoliopsida; Asterales; Asteraceae. The record is from the annotation of a GenBank genome assembly.
AUGGAAGCAACCAUGGGUUCGUUGAAGUAUUUUGUACGAAGGAAGAUUCAGAUGACACGGCGGAGGGAAAGAGACAACGACAGUGGUCAACGGGAGCAUAGAUCCGAUGAGCAGCAGAGGUUAGAUGAGAUGGAGGCAGAGGGUUUCAAAAUAAGCGUCUCUCUCAAUGAAUUCGGGUCCUUUUCUUUCCUCUCUUCCCGUCGAUCGCUCCACCGCCGUCUUACCCCAACUUCAGGUUUGAAUCCACGUAUCAAAUCAGUGACAUUGGAUUCCAGUUCCACGGCAAUCAUCGACGAUCCGACAUCGGCUUUCGCUUCAGAAGAAGAAAGUCCAGCGAAGAUCGGCGCUAGGGUUAGGAGCGAAGAAAGAACCAUAUGGAGCACCUCCACCGAUUUGGUGGUUCAUCGCAGUAGUGGAGUGGCAGGGGCUAUUCUGGCAACCUCUUCACCACUUUGUUUUCUUGUUCCAGUUACUGUCGAUGAGAGGGGGAGGAAGCAGAAAGAAAACGGCAACAGGGGGUGUUUGGGUUGCUUGGUGUGUCAUAAAACAGUGGGAGAAAAUGGAAGGGGUUGUUGCCCUUGGCUAGCCGGAAACCACUAG